This is a messenger RNA of Homalodisca vitripennis (glassy-winged sharpshooter), 2269 nucleotides long. Its product is annotated as cilia- and flagella-associated protein 206. The transcript has 13 exons. The record is from RefSeq and is a predicted model, not a curated record. Lineage: Eukaryota; Metazoa; Arthropoda; Insecta; Hemiptera; Cicadellidae. Gene Ontology annotation, biological process: regulation of cilium beat frequency. The coding region runs from base 298 to 2211 and encodes 637 amino acids. Gene Ontology annotation, cellular component: ciliary basal body; axoneme.
AUUGUAUUGUUUAUUCUUGUUGUUGAAAACAAAUGUUUUAGAAAGUUGUUUUAAUCUCUAUAAGAACUUGAUAGUAUAUAAAGAUAAUGUAAAAUGUUCAUCAAAUAAAUUCCAGAAUACGUUCCUGUCUGGAGAAAAGCAAUUGGUUCUUCGUUGCUAAGGCAAUAUGGAUUCAACUUCAGUAACACAGUUCUGCUUAUCUGACAUCAACAAUAGAAUACGUGAUUUUUCAAGUUACUUGUAAUUUCAUUCCCAUUUCAACUUUUUAAUAUCAGGCAAAAUUAUAAAACAGGCAAGAUGAAUCGUCUGAUUGAAACCAAGAACAUUUUUAAAUUCAUCACCAAAGAAAUCACAACAAAAUGUGCUGCCAAAGGACAAAACAUCAGCACUGCUUGUGCAUUGAGGAUUAUGAAGAUCACAAUGCAGAACCCUGAGUACGAGUUUGGUGCUGAGAUGCUGACCAGAGGACAGAUACAACAGCUGAUCAUGACGUGUGUCAGCAAGUUAACAGACUCCAUAGGGUCCUCAUCUAGGACUAUAGAGAUGCAAGUUUACUUCAGUUCCCACUAUGCCACCAAAGACGAGAUCAUAAUGGAGCACCGACGCACAGUCCUGUCUCGUACCGAGCCAUUGAUAGCCGAGAUUAAGGAUGCUGUAGUUACCUCCAAUGAAGAUAUGAGACACCUCUACCGUAAACUUGUAGUAGUGAUUACACUCCUCUCUGGUCUGGGCAAUCCGACUGCUAGCACUGUGCUCAAAGAGGCUACAGCUGCAUUACACAGUGUCUUUCCACUGUCAGAACUGACCCGCUUCAUGACACUGUCUGAUGAUGACAAAAUGCGACAGAUUGUUGAACUGAAACAGAUUGUCUCAGGAAUUCGGUUGUUCAACAGGGACUCCCACAAGGGUGGAGAAGGCAUUGAUGAUAUGCCAACCAUCCUACAGCAGGCUGUUGCAGCAACAAGAGACCUACUGAUGCAGGCUAUACAAGAAACCCAGGAGCAAGUAGAGCGACUGACAGGCUAUCUAGAGACAGUGUACUGUGAGACAGUGCAAGCAGAUUCUGACACGCUGAGAGUUAGUGUUGUUACACCAGUGAUUGCUGAUGAGGAGCUGGCCUUGCUCAAGGAAAACACUGUGCAUCUCAUACAGUACCUCAUCUAUUUAAGGACAUUACUGGAUGAUGUGCAAAUGUGUGAGAAAGAUAUAGUCAUUUUGUGCUCUCGAGUGACUGAGAGGUUGCUGCAACUCCACGACACAGUACGGUACCGCACAGCCAUCCCAACCAACCAGGUCUAUCCACAAUUUAUGGAUUUAUCUAUGUCUUGGUUUAGUCUUCAAAACCAAAUGAUCAUUUUGAGCACUCUCAGUCAGAUAAUUUAUACUCUACAAAACAUGGCUAAGGUUCAACCGCUAUCAGAUGAAAACAUCCAGAUUUUGAGCAGUCAGCAAAAAUCAACCUCAGCAAGAAUUUCAAUGUUGGAUAGAGUAAAAAAAAUAAAACCCUCAAAAGUGAAGUGUGAGGUUUUGGAAUUGGUCAAUAUAGAAAACUGUGAUCCUAAAAAGAUACAGUAUUAUGGACACUGUGCUUUUAGGUUUGUAGAAAUGGAUGGAUGUCUUUUUCCUGCAGUGUUGUCGUUAGGUCUGCUUCGUUACAAAGGUCUUCUGUUCGCCUUUAGCUCAGUUGAGGCAGCCUACACGUUUGGAAGGGAUCCUGACAGAUACUAUCAACACGGUUUGGAUAUAGUAGUGAGGCGACCAGAACUCAUAGUGCUGUUCAACAUGGACGAGCAGAUCCAGAACUUGAAACCAAGUUGUAAAAUGGCAAUGUCUGCGGUAGUCCAGAAAUGUGACUCUCAAACACAGACUGAGACCCACCCAGUUCCUAGUCAUAUAGAUCCUACCUACUCAUGGAAUAUAUGGGACUACAAGAGGCAAGCUGUUCAUCUGGCAGACAUAUGUAAGUCUGUAACUCACAGCACCCAGACAAUAGAGAGCACCAAGCGCUUGCAUAUCGGUGUGCAAGCUACUCCUACCAGGAGCGCUGGUAUGCAGGUGAUGCAGCACAGUGCUACCAACACUGCCACUCUCCGCAGCUACAUCGUUGGCCUGCGAGGUAACUGGCUGCGGGACCAGUUUAUGGCCAACAAUCUCUGGAGCUACUUGCCCAAGUGUACAGGAACUGAAAAAACGUCCAUUGAUUAUUCAUAGAUGUUGACCAAUAAAUGAUUUUUGUGAUGUCUAUAAAAAAAUAAUUUCUUAAUUUUUC